CUGCUGCAGGGACGACCCGUACAUCUUCAGUAGUGCAAGCCUCUGAAAGACCAACAACAUCAAGGCCACAGGCUGGAGCUACCGUGGAUCAACCUCCCCAGGAGACGGGAAUAAAUGAUACUCCUGACUCGGUACCGACAGCACCACCACGUCCUGAUGGCACUACAGAGGGGAGCGGGAAUGAGGCAUCAGGGGAAUCGGAGAUGUCCCAUUUACCAAAUGGGAGCGGUGUUACCCAGGGAUCUGGAAUUACUGAGGAUCAUGAGCCGACCAUCAAUUCUGUAACCGGUUCUACCGGGAGCUCACAGAAUAAACAUAUUCAACUCUCCAGCCAGGCUGCCGGUAUUAUCGGGGCUACUAUUGGCGUCGUUCUCCUCUUGCUGAUCGGGCCGGAGAAGGCUGCAACUUCUCGACGGAGCCCAUAUCGCCGCCCAUUGUGUCUGGAUUAUCAGUCUACCCUGGCAAUAGAUGUGAUAGAUUUGAUGGGUCGUCAUUUUCGUCCAUUUUGGACCGGUCCAGUAUCUCAGGACUGGGGAGGCUCGCAUAGCCAGUGUUCAUCCAUGACAGCACUUUGGCCAAAAGGUCUGUUGGCGAGGAUCUUGGCUGGAGGCUCCAGAGAACAGUUCGCUCCCAUGAGCAUCAUGCAUGCACCAAAGACAGGACUAAUGGCAGGACCCGGAGCUCGUGGUUCUGUUGGGAUUACGACUUACCUAGGUACUUUGUCGACGGUGAUACAAAAUUUGUCCUUCCUUUUGUCUCAAGCGGUCGUUUCAAGGCUAGGAGAGAUUGAUGUCGCACAAACAGGAAAGACUGCUGUUGCUUGUUCCAGAAAGAGCGGCGUUGGCCUACAACAUGCUUUCUCAACAUUAGGCCGCCAAGUGGUAGAGUUCAAUGAAGAAGCUUUCGAGAAGGAGUUGGUCCCACCAUCGUCUAUGCCUGCUGCCUUCCUCAAGCGUUUGGUCGAACCGCUCCACUGUGUUGAGCUCGCGGAAUUGGGACAUGCUACAAGAAUG
Messenger RNA from Acaulospora colombiana, 1013 nucleotides. The record is from the annotation of a GenBank genome assembly. Lineage: Eukaryota; Fungi; Glomeromycota; Glomeromycetes; Diversisporales; Acaulosporaceae.